Chara braunii is the source of this 1814-nucleotide messenger RNA. The record is from the annotation of a GenBank genome assembly. NCBI's taxonomy places the organism in Eukaryota, Viridiplantae, Streptophyta, Charophyceae, Charales, Characeae.
GAGCCGUGUCCAUUGAGUCACGGACUCACCAUCCGCAGGUAAUUCCGUUCCUGUGCAAGUUUUUACAGUGGGCGUUGUGACUCGCAGCAAAAAGCCCGCACUCGCUGAGUCAGUUCUCAACUUCCCAUUCACUGCGAAUCCGACGCACCGCGAUGAUGGAGUCGUCCUCGCAUGAGGGGUUCAACUCAUCUGAUAAUUCCGACAUGUCGGACCCCAAACGGAAAGUUGCGUUAAAAUCGCAGGACAAAAGCACCGGGACAGCAGGCUCAUCUGCCAAGACCAGUGAUAUGAAAAAUUUGAAACUGGCAAUUCACACAGCACUCAAAAAAGGAGAACUCAACCCUCCAUAUAUUCUGAAAGACGAGCUGGAGAACAUUUUCGACGUUUGGAAGUCGUUCGCCCGUGUUUGUUUUCCUAAUGGUGCCCCUGUGCGGGAACACUGCAGCGGAUACGUAGCUUGUAGACAAUGUCUCAGAGUGUAUGCGUUCACUCCCUCGCACGGGACAAGUAUCCUGCGACAACAUACUUGUCGCAAGGAACCGGAGACGGCAGACCUCAUGCGCCUGCUUGCUACCUCUGCCGAGCUUACAGCAACUCAAAAGAACAGGAUGGCCAAAAAGGUUGUCAUGUGGUGCUGCAAAGAUUUGCGGCCGUUCACCGUGGCAGAGGACCAGGGUUUAUUAGAGGUUCUGCAGGAGGCGUACGAUAUGGGCGUAGCAGUGGACAGCGGCUCAAACAUGGCCGCAAUAGAAGGGAUCCGAAAAAUUUACAAGUGGAUUGUCUGCGCAGACCAUAAAAUUGCGACGGUACUGACAACCGUCUUCAACAAAACUUCAACCACAACAGGCGGAGUUCGCUCGUCGCCGUUCUACAGAUAUCACGAGUUUGCACCGCACUUGUUUGAAAUGAUCGACAACUCGAAAACGUUGGUUCGAUUCUUCAAACAAGGAAACUUGCAGAACAGUCUGAGCAAGACGUUGAGGCAAGAAAACGUGACGCAGUGGAACUCCUUACUGAUUUUGCUGAACAGUAUUUUGGACAGUUAUGAUGAGGUUAUAACUAUGCUCUCUAGGCUUGCCAACACUAAUCAGCAAGCCAACAAACAGUUCCUCGUUACAAGGAUCGACAAGACCUCGCUCGUAGAUUUGGUGUGGUUCUUGAGACGAUUUCAGACUGCCACACUGAAGUUGGAACAGUACUUGGAGCCGACAAUACACCUUGUGGCAUUUGAGCGGAGUGUCCUUUUGGAGUAUUGCGAACCUCGUAACGAACCAUACAACGGCGAGGAUGCCGAGGGCAACAACUUCACCAUUUCAUCCGACUCCGACGACAUUGCAGUCAUCAAGAUGUUGAUGAAGGAUGUGCUGCGAGAGAAGUGGAUAUUGGAGGAUCUUCACAUUGCCGCAACUUUGCUUGAUCCGUGGCAAAAGGAAAGGUUGGACCGUUUCGGUUUGUCGGAAGCCGAGGUUGAGCAAGGAAAAAACUGUUUGCAAGAGUUCAUGUAUAAUGUCAAGGACUCGAGCGUUGAGCCAAGCGAAGAACAUGUUGCAGCGGAGGGAAAGCGGCCAACAAAGAGGAGGAAGAAAGCACCCGAGAAAGAGAUCCCUGACGAGUUGACAUUGUGCAGUACGGACGAAGACGAGGAGAAGGACCUGCCCAUCGCUCGAACCGGGCCGUUGACGUUGCCACAGCGUAUAAAAAAGGAGUUGAGUUGACAUUGUGCAGUACGGACGAAGACGAGGAGGAGGACCUGCCCAUCGCUCGAACCAGGCCGUUGACGUUGCCGCAAAGUAUAAAAACGGAGCUAGAAUUCU